Messenger RNA from Bolinopsis microptera, 5060 nucleotides. RefSeq lists its product as uncharacterized. The record is from RefSeq and is a predicted model, not a curated record. Gene Ontology annotation, cellular component: cell cortex; nucleus; apical plasma membrane. Gene Ontology annotation, biological process: centrosome cycle; establishment or maintenance of cell polarity; regulation of cellular localization. The transcript has 25 exons. The coding region runs from base 1748 to 4564 and encodes 938 amino acids. Lineage: Eukaryota; Metazoa; Ctenophora; Tentaculata; Lobata; Bolinopsidae. Gene Ontology annotation, molecular function: protein binding.
GUCAUAUUCAAUUGAAAUAGGUUAAUGUCAGUACUACGUGCUUUAUAAUGACACACUGGAGAUUUGUACAGCUUACUCUUAGUUUUACUAACUUAGUUUUGAAUUGUUUUGUUUGAAAUAGAUCCACGAUGUCCCUCCCGAGCAACGAAGAGCAUGACGGACCUCGGGUCCGGUCGAUCUGCUAACUUCAAACCAGUUAGUGUUCUCGAGUCUCUUAAUAGCAGAAUAGAACAAAGACAGCGGAUAAACGGAAGAAACAGUCUUCUAACCUCGCCUGACAACAAGACGAGUGCAACUAAAACAAGUGCAACUAAAACGAGUGCAACUAAAACGAGUGCAACUAAAACGAGUGCUGGAUUCAGUGUAUCCAGUUCAACAGUGGGGAGCACGGAUCACUUCAGAUCCGAGCAACCAGUAGCACCUGCUCCUUCUAGUGAUAAGGGCAUCUGCAAGCCAAGGAAAGUCGAGCUGUACAAAAAGAGCAUACUUUCUUCAGCUACAGAAAAGAAUAUUAGAAUAGAGGAACAACCGAACCCGUGCGAGGAAAAAUUCGAGAUGGAACACAGCGAAAAGUCUUUACCAAAAACACCCUCAAAGUCGGACAGUGAGAAAUCACCAACUAAAAAGUCCGGAACUCGCUCUAAGAGUGAGAAAAGCAAGUCCUCCCCAAAUGCUGGGAGUGUUGGUGUUGGUGGUGGGGAGGGGGAUGUUAAGGCGAGUCUCAUGGACUCUCUAGCCCAACUGGACCCACAAGCUCUACUUCUGAUACAGAGUAUGGUGGAAGAGAUAAACCAGAGUAAAGAUCAGUCAGGAGAAAAGAAGGAGAAGAAGGAGAAGACAGCAGAACCCGCACCCCUAACUACACAACAGCUCCAGCAGUUGAAACAACAGUUGACAAAAAUGGCACUAAAGAAGACAUCUCAAUCUUCAAGCAAAGGUACCCCGCCACCUUACAACGCUAACCACAACACCAAACCUCCUGUAACGAGGUCAAUAGAGGAGGAGAUCCUUAUGCGACUAUCAUCAAGGUUGUCAAUAAUAUCGGAGAUGACAGAACCUGCAGAAGAUCAGGAUAUAUCAGAGCGGGAUAUAACAUACAACAGCGAACUAACGACCAGUGGAACUAAUGAUACAGGUGAUGUGAUACUGAGUGAAUUUGAUGACACACUUGAUGGAACAGAUGAUGAGUUACUGGACGAAGAUGAUGGGAUCAGUAGUUUGGGAAGCUUAAGUAGUACUGGACUAGAGACCCCGGAUGUUCCACCUGCUGAACCAACACAACAACAACUACCACCAGUAGUUUUCUGCUCCCCCUCCCCUCCUCCACCUCCGCAAGCAUUCCGCAACACCCCAUCUCCGCAAGCAACCCCUCACUCCCCCUCUUACUCCCCACAACCUCCCCUCACUCCCAGAUCAGAGGUUGUAAAGAGUAGGGACCGGUUUAAAGCUGCUAAAAACAAGUCUGGGACUCAGAGGGCUUUUGGGAUGAACUUUAGUAACAACUACAAAAUAGAUAAAGGAGCAGCAGAUAAAGAAGAAGUGGCGCCUAGUGAGAAUGCUAUCAGUCUUUAUGUUGACGAUCCUGACGAUGCUGCCACCAGUGACGGUGAAAGUGAAGUGGUAAGGAUCAGUAGCGGAAUUGUUCCCGGAGCUGCACCCACCAGAGAGGUUGACCGUGGACACAGAACUCCACUGCCAAUCGGAGCUUCCCAAGCACUUGCUCAGCGUGUUCCACCUGUUGGAGCGGAUGAUAAGACCCGCAAACAACUCGACUUACAGCGGAAAGCUGUCCUACAAAGUGCAGCUCGGUCGGAAAGUUCUAGAAACUCUGGAACCCCAACCUCAGAACACAGAGAUGACAACAGUCCCCACCCCCUCACGAGCUACUCCAGUCAGUCUGGUCAGUUCUAAUAGCUCCUCUCGAUCAACUGUCGGACGCUCACGUGUUAAAUCAAGAUCCGAGGUGUCCGGGAAAUCUGAUCCGGAAAACAGGAGAUCGGACAUAUCCGGGAAGUCGGAUAACAGUGACCGUGAGAGUUCUAGCUCGAAAACGUUAAGAUCCUCUCCGUUUAUGUACGGGAAGAGCGGAAGCAACAGAUCAAUCUCACCUGCUAACUCUGCCGGUUAUGCUCAACUUAGUGUGAGAUCUAGCGGAGACUGCUCUGAUUCCUCCAAAUCUAAAUCUUCUAACCCUAGCGCCCAGAAGGAACCGGUGCCUCCCGUACGAGCAAAGAAUUCGCCUCAACUGCAAGACAUGAACCAAGCCCAGGAAAAUGUCCGUAAGAGCACUCAGGAGAUUCGUAGGUUAGGAUUCGGUCGGAACAGCUACCAACCUCCACCCUCACAACAACCAGUCACACCUAACAGGGGAGCUCACGGCAGAGCUAGUUUCGACGAUAAUUCCAGACGAUCUCCUAAUGUUACACCUAGAACUCCAAACUCGGGCAGGAGGGUGGUAAAUGAUCAGGGGAGAAGUCCUGAAUCGUCCGGAGACAGGUCUCGGUGUGAAGUGGUUGAGAGACAAGACAGACAGAGACAGCCUGAUGCAUACGGUUCAGAGAGAUAUGAGGGAACUGAUAGGCAGGAGAGACAGAGACAAAGUGGGAGGAGUGGGAGUAGACCUCACGGCAGCAUACCUUCCAGUCCUACGGUUUCGGAGAGAUCCAGACAUCGGUCUUCACAGCAGGAAGCAGAGACCGUAUUCCCACCAACCCCUACUUCUCUCAGAAAGAUGAACAGUCAGAGACCCCCGAGCAGUGGCGGUAGAGAAUACUCCAGACCUCUGUCGUACGGGACACCACGGCAAGGGGAUCCUAGACAACCAGUCUACAACAAAUCUAACUCUAUGGCAUCAGAUCUUGAUCACUACUCCAACAUGUCCCCGCGUGAGCGGUACUCACGAGGGCCGGAACAGCAGAACGGGAGAUUGUACGGAAGUUUGGAUAGGCGCAACGUUAGACGAAGAUGUGAUGAGGAUCACAUGCGAAGUAAUCCCGCAUUGAGUCCGAAUUAUCAACGCAGCAGACAAGAUCUUACUCGACCCGAUCUACUGAAUAGAUCUGAUGGACAAAGCAGAUAUAAUCCACUCGAAAGAUCUGAUCCACUAGAUAGAUCUGAUCGGGAUAAACUCGACAGAUCGGACCCACUUGAUAGAUCAGAUCCAAUGAAAAGACCUGAUGCACCUAGCUACCCUUAUCAGCCACCACACGUCCCGCCUAGAGUUCCCAUCAAAACGGAUCAAGUUUACGAAAACGUCGCAAAGCUUCAAGAUAAAAACUUCGAUACUCGCUCUAAAGGAGGCAUGGUGUCUCUACACGUAGACAGUUGUUCUGAUUCAAGUGAUCCUGAGGAUGAGCUCACUAGGAUAACUGAACCUGGAUACAGGAAAGAGGAAGCAGCACCCUCGUCCCCUAUACCACGUGACGUUCACAACUGGUUACGAGAGACGAUAAACCACGCUAGGUUAGACUCUGGGAGUAACACCACCUCCGUGGAGGACAAUGUUAGGAGCGACGGCAGGUGUCCUCUCGAAACGAGUAGCACUGUGAGUUCAGAGAGAAAAGUCGAAGCAAAACCAGUCAAUGGCAAAGUCAGAGGCUAUCACUUCGACAUCGACGCAGCAGUAGCCAAGCUCAAGAUAAAGAAAGAACCCAAAAUGACUACCGAUCAGCUGACUGAUGCGCAAAAAAAUAGCAGUUUGUGUAACUACUACAACCCGAACCUGGAUAGCACGCUACCCGGUAAGAAUGGAAGCAUCCGAAACCCUGGUAACCCUGGUAACCCUGGUAACCCUAGAAACCCAGUCCAGUCUGUACCACAGCGAUAUCAGCCCGGAUCCCACGGACCAGAAGCUGAACCCAUCCAACAACAACAAAUGAUGAACAACCCGAUGCAGUUUAUAGACGUGGCUCACGAGAAGAAUGUGCUGUUAGACAUGUACUCUGAUCAACUCUCCGUGCUGGAGUCCAACCUUCCUGAUCUGUUUGAAGACUCUAAAGAUCCUACCAACCUUCACAAACUUAUUCUCAAACAUCUCGUCAAGGCGCAAAACGAAACCUCAGACGCGUUACUCCCGAACAUGAAGUCCCAGAAACUAACAGAAGUACAGCCUGACUACACCAGUGUACCGUACUACAAACAAAGCAAGAAGAGACUGAAGACCCCUGUCAGCGAUCCGGAUAACUUCAGAUGUAUUGGCAAGAUUAUCUACAGUACUACUGGCAAGGUGAAAGUGAUAGAACUGUACCGACCCUACGAUGGGUACUUUGGUUUCCAGAUAUCCCCUACAAUACAAGAUAAUAAACUCCGGGUUUUUAUCAGCGGGUUCGGACAUGGUCUUACUGACAAACUCUUUACUGGUCUUAUAGCGGUUGGAGAUGAAGUGCUGAACGUGAACGGACACAGUGUCGGCAGUAAAAGCUUCACGGAGGUCAUCUCGAUACUCUCAAUGUCUCAGACCCUUCUACUCACCAUUAAAUCUAACGACCCAAAGUUUCAGAGUCCUCCGGUAACCCCACAAGUCAGCCCAAUGCAUACCGUCAUUACUGGCAGACGACAGAGAUAACUGGCACUGGAGUUUGUUAAUUAAACUAAUUUUCCUUGGAAACUCCCAGGAAUGCCUUGGCUGCAUUUGGAUUCUAAUUUAUCGUUAUGAAAACGAUCAGAUUAUGGAAUGCGACAUAACAGCAAUAGCUAUAAUGUCACAAUAAAUAAAAUCGCUAAAGUGUGACAAAAAAUAAAGCAUUUUUUGUCAUAAAUGUGACAAAUGGGCAUUACCAGAGUUGAUCAUAUUAUGAAUCUGAAAUGUAGAUAUACGACUUUGCAUUGUACAUAUGACUCUCAAAUGAACUAAAAUUUUAGAACUCAACUGAUUUUGUGUUGGGACUAUAAAUAAAUUGGUUUUAUACCAAUUAGAUUAUUGUUUUAACGGUUUUUAUUUAGCGUUCACAUAGGAAUUGUAGUAAAUGAAUGUUUAUAGAUAGAUUUGUUUUAUAAUUUUUAGUUUGUUAACUUCUGUUUGACGAUUAUUAUUAAUGCAAUGUGUUCAAUUUUUUAAUUCC